Messenger RNA from Salvia miltiorrhiza (redroot sage), 2028 nucleotides. RefSeq names its product synaptotagmin-2-like. Gene Ontology annotation, molecular function: lipid binding. The coding region runs from base 248 to 1870 and encodes 540 amino acids. The record is from RefSeq and is a predicted model, not a curated record. The transcript has 12 exons. Gene Ontology annotation, cellular component: endoplasmic reticulum. Lineage: Eukaryota; Viridiplantae; Streptophyta; Magnoliopsida; Lamiales; Lamiaceae.
CUUUCGUUUGCCAUUGUGAUAUCCUUCGUACUUGUUUUAUUUUUUUACAAAAAAUAUAGUAAUUAAUCCAUUUUGAUGAAGCCCCUUUACGAUAUAAUUAAUGUAAUAUUGGCCCAUUUGGUUCUUGAAUUUGAGUCCCUUUUCUUGAUCAAGAUUCUUAGAGACAAUUGUUUUUGAAAAUUUAUGUGGUUUGUGCGUUGAUCGGUGGAAUUGUUUGAGAGAAUUCUUGAUAUAAGUAAGAUUAGAGAUGGGUUUUGUAAGCACAAUAUUGGGCAUGAUUGGUUUUGGGAUGGGUUUUUCAGCUGGGCUUGUGGCUGGAUAUUUCUUGUUAAUCUACUUUCUGCCAAAUGAUGUAAAGGAUCCUGAAGUCCGUCCAUUAGUCGAGCAAUCUUAUGAAUUUCUCCAAACUCUUCUUCCAGAAAUACCACUUUGGAUAAAAAAUCCAGAUUAUGAUCGACUGGACUGGUUGAACAAAUUCAUAGAAUGUAUGUGGCCUUAUUUAGAUAAGGCCAUAUGCAAGACAGUAAAACAGAUCGCGGAGCCUAUUAUAGCUGAGCAGAUUCCACAAUACAAAAUUGAUGCAGUGGAAUUUGAACAGCUAACUUUGGGUGGCCUGCCUCCAACUUUUCAAGGAAUGAAGGUCUACAGCACUGAGGAAAAGGAACUGAUGAUGGAGCUAGGCUUGAAGUGGGCAGGUACGCCUAACAUUCUCGUUGCUGUCAAGGCGUUUGGGCUGAAAGCUACUGCACAGGUCAUCGACUUUCAAGUUUUUGCUUCUCCACGUAUCACCUUGAAGCCUCUCGUUCCAACUUUUCCUUGUUUUGCAAAUAUAUAUGUUUCUCUGAUGGAGAAGCCUCACGUCGACUUUGGAGUGAAGCUUCUCGGUGCUGAUGCAAUGUCCAUCCCUGGUGCAUACAGAAUGGUGCAGGAAAUCAUCAAAGAUCAGGUUGCUAACAUGUAUUUAUGGCCUAAGAGGCUUGAAGUUCAAAUAAUGGAUCCUAUGAAAGCAAUGCAGAGACCAGUUGGCAUUCUGAACGUGAACGUGGUCAGAGCAAUGAAUUUGAAGAAGAAAGAUCUCUUAGGCUCCUCUGAUCCUUAUGUCAAGCUACGACUGCACGAUGACAAGCUGCAGUCGAAGCAGACAAGCGUAAAGAAGAACAACUUGAACCCCGAAUGGAACGAGGAGUUCAGCCUCGUUGUGAAGGACCCUCAAGUUCAAGAUUUAGUGCUCACAUUGUACGACUGGGAAAAGGUUGGAUCACAUGAAAAGAUGGGGUUGAACGUAGUUCACUUGAAAGACCUCACUCCCGAGGAACCAAAACUUGUAACUCUUGACAUUCUUAAGAAUCUGAAUCCGGACGACGCUCAGAAUGAGAAGUCGCGAGGGCAGCUCAUAGUCGAGGUCAAUUACAAACCUUUUGGUGAAAAGGAGUUGGCGAGCAGCAAUAUUGCUAUAGGUGAAGUCGAGAAGGCUCCUCAGGGCACGCCCGAGGGUGGUGGUGUGCUCGUCGUUAUAGUGCACGAAGCUGAAGAUUUGGAGGGCAAGAACCACAACAAUCCGUCCGUACGUCUACACUUUCGAGGGGAGAUGAGAAAAACCAAGAGAUUGAAAAAGAACAGAGAUCCGAGAUGGGAAGAGGAGUUCCAGUUCGUGCUUGACGAGCCACCUAUGAACGACAGGAUCCACGUUGAAGUAACGAGUUCUUCUAAGAAAAUGGGAGGCCUGCGAUACCCAAAGGAAAGUCUAGGCUACGCGGAUCUAAACCUAGCAGACGUCGUCAACAACAAGAGGAUCAACGAGAGGUACCACCUUAUCGACUCAAAGAAUGGCCGGAUUCAGAUUGAGAUGCAGUGGCGAACCGCGUCUUAGACGCUCUUGCAAACUGCGUUGCCUUAAUAAUAUGGUAGACGGGUUUAGAUGAGGCAUACAUUGUGUUUUAUGCUUUUCCUGCUAAUAUUUGAUCCUUUAAGAUGUGAAUUAGGUUGCUCAAAAUUCAUUUCAUUGCCAUUAAUCAUCUAAGUUCUAUA